Molecule: messenger RNA, 441 nt
Organism: Trichoderma gamsii
Lineage: Eukaryota; Fungi; Ascomycota; Sordariomycetes; Hypocreales; Hypocreaceae
Exons: 1
Coding region: 1-441 (146 amino acids)
Source: RefSeq, a predicted model, not a curated record
AUGACGAGCAUCUCUACAGCCGAGUCAAGUGAGAAGGCUACCGCACAGGGCGCCAUUGCUCAGGCCCGAGUGUUGGGGGGCAGCAUAGGGCUCUCCAUCUGCACAGUCAUAUUUAACAUUCACGUUAACCGAUAUUUAGAAGGACACUUGACCGAACCACAGCUUGAAAGUCUUCAUCGAUCGCCGUUAUCAGGACUGCAACUACCCAUCGACCAGCGAGAUCUAGUUAAGACCGUCUAUGCUGGAGCAUAUGCUGAGGAGAUCAAGAUUAUGGCCUGUGUUUGUUCAGCUAUGGUUGUUGCCACUUUUUUCACUCUGGAAAGGCACCCUGCGCCUCUUACGAGAAUAAGGUCGAGAUCAGAAGGAGGCCGGUUUUCAAAGCGUGGGAAUGACUCAGAGACGGAAAUGAUUAGCAUGGGCAGUGCCCGACAGACAGCAUAA